AUGAGCGCGGAAGCCUCCGAAGCCGCAAUAAGCGGACCUAAGAAGCCAGUCGCACAAGACAUUCGGGAAAAUUCACAGAAUCAAUCGAGUUCCGAAAUAUCGGAUCGCCUAGAUCCUGAUGAAUUCCAUGACGAGCAUGUCGAACGAAUUUACAAGCAACUGGAUUGGCGGAUUAUACCCGCUCUAUGGGUGCUCUACUUCGUGACUUCGGGCGUUAAGUCCAAUGUCGGCCUGGCGCAAACCAUGAAUGAAACAUCCGGUCACGACUUGGCAAGCGUUCUACAUCUGACGGAGCAUCAGGUAUCAACCGCGCUGGCUUUGUUUUAUGUCGGCUAUGUGGUUUUCGAUCUACCAUCUAACUUGGUCAUGACGCGUCUCAGCCCACAUGUUUGGAUGAGUCGUAUCGUGAUCAGUGUUGGCUUGAUCGGCACCUGUAUGGUAGCUAUGAAAGCAGCCUGGAGCUUCUAUUUCCUUCGACUUCUUCUAGGUAUCGUCGAAGCUGGACUAUGGCCCGGCAUGACCUACUACUUGACAUUAUUUUACCCACCAUCUCGACUGGGCAAGCGAAUUGGCCGGUAUUUCACGGCCGGCCAGGUCUCAGCUGCAGUUGUGGGCCUCGUAUCUGCCGGCUUUCAAAAGAUGGACGGAGACAGGGGUUAUGUUGGAUUCCAGUGGAUGUUUCUGGUCUGGGGCGUAAUUACCAUUGCGCUUGGCUUCAUCCUUCUUUGGUGGUUGCCCGAUCGUCCGAUCACGCCAGGUGAGGAGCGGCCUCCUCGCAAGUGGUUCAUGCGAUGGGUUCCAGAAACUGCUCCGGCUCUGAAAGGAAGAGAUGCGAUGAUCCAUUACCACGAUAUGAAACGCGUAUAUCACUCUCCUGCAUGGAGCAUGCGUGACCUACUCCAUGUUUUCAUGGACUGGAGACUUUGGCCCCUUCUGGUCAUGUAUUUCGGUGUUGUUGGUGUGGGAAUUGGUGUUCAAUUAUAUGCCAACUUGAUUAUUCAAGCUAUUAACCCCUCGUUAAAUGGAGUUGACGUGAGCUUACUCACUGCUCCAAUUUGGAUUAUGGACCUCAUCGCCAUUCUUCUGGUGACACCAUUUUCAGAUCGGUUCCAUCGCCACCGCGCCCUCUUUUUCUCCAUCCCCACCUUACUCCAAAUCCUAGGUCUCCUCCUAACCAGCUACGCCGGUUCCGACGAGAACCCCUGGCCCCGAUACGGCGGCCUAUUAAUAGUAGGAUUCGGACUCGGUCCUACUGUACCGAUCACCAUGACGUGGACAGCGGAGAUCUUCCAACCCCGUCAUGGCGAAGUAGGAGUAGCCGCAGCUUCUGCAGUUGUCUCCGGUUGGGGAAACCUGGGCAGCAUUCUAACCACCUAUGCUCUCUAUUCUGGGUGGGCGAGUGAUGCCAAUGCUCCCGGGCGAGAGAAGUACCGGAAAAGUAAUUUGGUCAUGAUUGGCAUUCUUAUUGCCAGUAUCCUCGCUGCUAUCUUUAUGCAAGUGACUCUUCACUUUACCGAUGCGCGCCAUCUUCAAGCUGAAGGCCAGGAGGGUGCUGUUGAUGGUGCAGCGCGCCGCGAGGUCGAACAGCGUGGGUUGCGGGGACUUGGAUCUGGAAUGGGGAGAUUCCUUCGCCGUGGUAAGGGCAGCCAAAAGUAA
Messenger RNA from Penicillium angulare, 1656 nucleotides. Its product is annotated as putative MFS transporter. Bases 1 to 1656 code for a protein of 551 amino acids. The transcript has 4 exons. The record is from RefSeq and is a predicted model, not a curated record. Gene Ontology annotation, cellular component: membrane. NCBI's taxonomy places the organism in Eukaryota, Fungi, Ascomycota, Eurotiomycetes, Eurotiales, Aspergillaceae. Gene Ontology annotation, biological process: biotin import across plasma membrane. Gene Ontology annotation, molecular function: dethiobiotin transmembrane transporter activity; biotin transmembrane transporter activity; solute:proton symporter activity.